AUAAGCAGUGCUCUUUUGUUUUCAAUAGGGUUGGAUCGAGCGAAACGCUUGGAUGGCUGCUGCCGAUGCCGCGAUGAUCGUCUUGAUCCCCCUCCUGCUACAUUCGGCAAUUCUAUGGAGCGGGAUCUCGGCUCAAUCUACAAUCUCUUCCACUCCACCGCGCGGCUGGAAUUCCUACGAUUCCUUCUCCUGGAUUGUCUCCGAGGACGAAUUCCUGGCAAACGCCCAAGUAGUGGCCGAUUCACUCCAGCAAUUUGGCUACGAGUACGUGGUAGUAGAUUUUCUGUGGUUCCGGAAGAACGUAAAGGGGGCAUCCAUGUCCUCUCCAGGGUAUGAUAUCAUCGAUGAAUGGGGCCGCCUUGUUCCAGAUCCUGUGAGAUGGCCUUCCACGGCCGGAGGCAAAGGAUUCGCCCCCAUCGCGGCCAAAGUUCACGCCAUGGGUCUCAAAUUCGGGAUUCAUGUCAUGAGAGGGAUAAGCACCGCGGCCUUGCAACAAAACACUCCAGUUCUUGGUGCACCGGGGUGGCGAGCUAGAGACAUCGCUUUGCCGUCCAGGCCAUGCUCGUGGAUGAAGGAUUGCUUCGUGAGCGUGGACACUUCGAGCGUGGGUGGCAAGGCGUUUUUGGAUUCUUUGUAUCAGCAAUACGCGUCCUGGGGAGUGCAUUUCAUAAAGCACGACUGCGUUUUUGGAGUGGACGAUCUUAGCUUGGACGAGAUCCAAGCCGUGUCAACUGCCAUCUCCGCUACUAAUCGUGCCAUCGUCUAUUCACUCUCGCCAGGAGUUAAAGCGACUCCCUCGAUGGGAAAGAGCGUGGCGAGCGCUGUGAAUAUGUACAGAGUGACGAGCGAUGAUUGGGAUUCGUGGGGUGAUCUCCAGCUUCACUUCGACGUUGCAAGGGACUUCGCAGCUGCCGGUUUGAUUGGUGCUUCCGGAUUGGAAGGAGGGCGGUCCUGGCCGGAUCUGGACAUGCUUCCGAUCGGAUGGAUCACUGAUCCCGGAGUACGACGAGGACCGCACAGAUAUUCUAACUUGACUCCGGACGAAGAAAAGCUACAGAUGAGUCUAUGGGCGAUGGCCAAGUCUCCGCUUAUUUAUGGUGGGGAUCUGCGGAAGAUCGACCAAGAUACUCUUAGUCUCAUCACAAACUCUGUGAUGCUUGGAAUCAACAGCCACAGCUUUCGAAACAUGGAGAUCAGUGCUGAAGCGGUAUCUGGCAAUGAAGUGCCCUCCGUUCUACGCCUAUCAUCUUGCAGCGAUUCUGGCGAGACUCGGUGGUCUCUCGUCGACCAAAAAAUGUGCUGGUCCGUUCCCAAGUUCCGGAAUGGCAGCGGCGAGCUGAUGACAGGCUGCUUGGAUUGGACAAACGCUACAAACUCAAGGAAAACUGGUCACGUCCAUCUCUCCUCCGAGCUUGGUAACUUGUGCCUCAAAUCAUACGCGAAGCUCCCUCGGGCAUUUGGUUCUCUGAUAAGUAGCAGCUUCUCUUCGUGUCCCAAACACGGGAGUGAGAAAUGGAAGCUUACACCGGAUGGAAAGCUUCACAGUCGCAGUACUGGCCUCUGCGCGGCGGUGUAUCCUCAAGUCUACAGCUCUCGCGUGUGGUCUGCCCGUGGAAGCGAUGGAGAGUACUACGUGGGACUCUUCAACGUUGGUUCCAAGGCUGCAAAGAUCGCCAUCACGGUGGCGAAUCUCGUAAACCAUGGGACGAGAUCGAAGCCUGGAUCGUCGAGUGAUGGAUGGGAGUGUGAUGCGAUGGAUAUUUGGAGCAACAAGAACAUUGGAGUGAUUUCUGAUGCGUUGGAAGCGUCAGUCCCGGCUCAUGGCGCCGCAUUGUUCUCAUUGACAUGCAGCCCCACAAAGAGGUGACGAGGAAAAGUGUGAGUUAUUUUUCUAUUUAUUCCUCCAACGAGUAUUGCUCAAUAAGAACAUUCCUUGUGUUUU
This is a messenger RNA of Selaginella moellendorffii, 1942 nucleotides long. RefSeq names its product alpha-galactosidase. The record is from RefSeq and is a predicted model, not a curated record. Lineage: Eukaryota; Viridiplantae; Streptophyta; Lycopodiopsida; Selaginellales; Selaginellaceae. Gene Ontology annotation, molecular function: hydrolase activity, hydrolyzing O-glycosyl compounds. Bases 53 to 1867 code for a protein of 604 amino acids. Gene Ontology annotation, biological process: carbohydrate metabolic process. The transcript has 13 exons.